AUGUUCGUAUCCCCAAUCAUCGUCCGCGUGCCAGGUCUCAAGCCACAACUUCGUCUCUGCGCCGGUCGUGUGAUUCGGUGCCCGAGCCACAAGCUGACAGGGGAGAGAUCUAGAUAUCGAACUUACGAAUCGCCAAUGAGACGAAUCUCCGCCGCACCCUGGCAUGGAGAGGUUCGGUCUAGGUCUGAAGCUCCGACUGAACUAUCCAAGUUCCUUCCAUCUGCCUUACCAGGCAUCCGCGAAAUGAUCUGUGUUGUGACGGGGGUCCGUGAUGCCACCUGGUCAGAUGGCCUAGUUGCGUGCGAUCGCCCCAACAACACGAGCACGAUGAAAUGA
Messenger RNA from Penicillium lagena, 336 nucleotides. RefSeq lists its product as uncharacterized. Lineage: Eukaryota; Fungi; Ascomycota; Eurotiomycetes; Eurotiales; Aspergillaceae. The record is from RefSeq and is a predicted model, not a curated record. The coding region runs from base 1 to 336 and encodes 111 amino acids. The transcript has a single exon.